Schistocerca nitens (vagrant locust) is the source of this 7533-nucleotide messenger RNA. RefSeq lists its product as uncharacterized. The coding region runs from base 1 to 7533 and encodes 2510 amino acids. The record is from RefSeq and is a predicted model, not a curated record. The transcript is spliced from 4 exons. Lineage: Eukaryota; Metazoa; Arthropoda; Insecta; Orthoptera; Acrididae.
AUGAAGAAAGCAGACUUUAUGGAUCUGACACCCCUGCAGAUAAAUAUUGCAAAAAAGGAGAAACAUGAUGAUGGAUCUCAGUUCCGAUUUUCUGAGGCGACUCCUUUUCGUUUUGAUGAAGGAAUGCCAUCACAUUUGAAAGCGAAGUAUCAGUACACUGAAUUUGAAGAAUUCAGAACUGUAAAUAUCACUAAAAAAGGACGAGCACAGCAGGAGAGUAAUCCGUUCCAGCUCUCAAGGAAAUACUUAAAGCCCAUUCCAAUUUGUGACAAAAAACUCAAAGAUAUUAUGUCAUUAAUGCCAUACAUACCAGAAAGGAUACUUGAACAGCAAGGAGCAGGCGGCAAGGAGCAGGCGGCAAGGAGCAGGCGGCAAGGAGCAGGCGGCAAGGAGCAGGCGGCAAGGAGCAGGCGGCAAGGAGCAGGCGGCAAGGAGCAGGCGGCAAGGAGCAGGCGGCAAGGAGCAGGCGGCAAGGAGCAGGCGGCAAGGAGCAGGCGGCAAGGAGCAGGCGGCAAGGAGCAGGCGGCAAGGAGCAGGCGGCAAGGAGCAGGCGGCAAGGAGCAGGCGGCAAGGAGCAGGCGGCAAGGAGCAGGCGGCAAGGAGCAGGCGGCAAGGAGCAGGCGGCAAGGAGCAGGCGGCAAGGAGCAGGCGGCAAGGAGCAGGCGGCAAGGAGCAGGCGGCAAGGAGCAGGCGGCAAGGAGCAGGCGGCAAGGAGCAGGCGGCAAGGAGCAGGCGGCAAGGAGCAGGCGGCAAGGAGCAGGCGGCAAGGAGCAGGCGGCAAGGAGCAGGCGGCAAGGAGCAGGCGGCAAGGAGCAGGCGGCAAGGAGCAGGCGGCAAGGAGCAGGCGGCAAGGAGCAGGCGGCAAGGAGCAGGCGGCAAGGAGCAGGCGGCAAGGAGCAGGCGGCAAGGAGCAGGCGGCAAGGAGCAGGCGGCAAGGAGCAGGCGGCAAGGAGCAGGCGGCAAGGAGCAGGCGGCAAGGAGCAGGCGGCAAGGAGCAGGCGGCAAGGAGCAGGCGGCAAGGAGCAGGCGGCAAGGAGCAGGCGGCAAGGAGCAGGCGGCAAGGAGCAGGCGGCAAGGAGCAGGCGGCAAGGAGCAGGCGGCAAGGAGCAGGCGGCAAGGAGCAGGCGGCAAGGAGCAGGCGGCAAGGAGCAGGCGGCAAGGAGCAGGCGGCAAGGAGCAGGCGGCAAGGAGCAGGCGGCAAGGAGCAGGCGGCAAGGAGCAGGCGGCAAGGAGCAGGCGGCAAGGAGCAGGCGGCAAGGAGCAGGCGGCAAGGAGCAGGCGGCAAGGAGCAGGCGGCAAGGAGCAGGCGGCAAGGAGCAGGCGGCAAGGAGCAGGCGGCAAGGAGCAGGCGGCAAGGAGCAGGCGGCAAGGAGCAGGCGGCAAGGAGCAGGCGGCAAGGAGCAGGCGGCAAGGAGCAGGCGGCAAGGAGCAGGCGGCAAGGAGCAGGCGGCAAGGAGCAGGCGGCAAGGAGCAGGCGGCAAGGAGCAGGCGGCAAGGAGCAGGCGGCAAGGAGCAGGCGGCAAGGAGCAGGCGGCAAGGAGCAGGCGGCAAGGAGCAGGCGGCAAGGAGCAGGCGGCAAGGAGCAGGCGGCAAGGAGCAGGCGGCAAGGAGCAGGCGGCAAGGAGCAGGCGGCAAGGAGCAGGCGGCAAGGAGCAGGCGGCAAGGAGCAGGCGGCAAGGAGCAGGCGGCAAGGAGCAGGCGGCAAGGAGCAGGCGGCAAGGAGCAGGCGGCAAGGAGCAGGCGGCAAGGAGCAGGCGGCAAGGAGCAGGCGGCAAGGAGCAGGCGGCAAGGAGCAGGCGGCAAGGAGCAGGCGGCAAGGAGCAGGCGGCAAGGAGCAGGCGGCAAGGAGCAGGCGGCAAGGAGCAGGCGGCAAGGAGCAGGCGGCAAGGAGCAGGCGGCAAGGAGCAGGCGGCAAGGAGCAGGCGGCAAGGAGCAGGCGGCAAGGAGCAGGCGGCAAGGAGCAGGCGGCAAGGAGCAGGCGGCAAGGAGCAGGCGGCAAGGAGCAGGCGGCAAGGAGCAGGCGGCAAGGAGCAGGCGGCAAGGAGCAGGCGGCAAGGAGCAGGCGGCAAGGAGCAGGCGGCAAGGAGCAGGCGGCAAGGAGCAGGCGGCAAGGAGCAGGCGGCAAGGAGCAGGCGGCAAGGAGCAGGCGGCAAGGAGCAGGCGGCAAGGAGCAGGCGGCAAGGAGCAGGCGGCAAGGAGCAGGCGGCAAGGAGCAGGCGGCAAGGAGCAGGCGGCAAGGAGCAGGCGGCAAGGAGCAGGCGGCAAGGAGCAGGCGGCAAGGAGCAGGCGGCAAGGAGCAGGCGGCAAGGAGCAGGCGGCAAGGAGCAGGCGGCAAGGAGCAGGCGGCAAGGAGCAGGCGGCAAGGAGCAGGCGGCAAGGAGCAGGCGGCAAGGAGCAGGCGGCAAGGAGCAGGCGGCAAGGAGCAGGCGGCAAGGAGCAGGCGGCAAGGAGCAGGCGGCAAGGAGCAGGCGGCAAGGAGCAGGCGGCAAGGAGCAGGCGGCAAGGAGCAGGCGGCAAGGAGCAGGCGGCAAGGAGCAGGCGGCAAGGAGCAGGCGGCAAGGAGCAGGCGGCAAGGAGCAGGCGGCAAGGAGCAGGCGGCAAGGAGCAGGCGGCAAGGAGCAGGCGGCAAGGAGCAGGCGGCAAGGAGCAGGCGGCAAGGAGCAGGCGGCAAGGAGCAGGCGGCAAGGAGCAGGCGGCAAGGAGCAGGCGGCAAGGAGCAGGCGGCAAGGAGCAGGCGGCAAGGAGCAGGCGGCAAGGAGCAGGCGGCAAGGAGCAGGCGGCAAGGAGCAGGCGGCAAGGAGCAGGCGGCAAGGAGCAGGCGGCAAGGAGCAGGCGGCAAGGAGCAGGCGGCAAGGAGCAGGCGGCAAGGAGCAGGCGGCAAGGAGCAGGCGGCAAGGAGCAGGCGGCAAGGAGCAGGCGGCAAGGAGCAGGCGGCAAGGAGCAGGCGGCAAGGAGCAGGCGGCAAGGAGCAGGCGGCAAGGAGCAGGCGGCAAGGAGCAGGCGGCAAGGAGCAGGCGGCAAGGAGCAGGCGGCAAGGAGCAGGCGGCAAGGAGCAGGCGGCAAGGAGCAGGCGGCAAGGAGCAGGCGGCAAGGAGCAGGCGGCAAGGAGCAGGCGGCAAGGAGCAGGCGGCAAGGAGCAGGCGGCAAGGAGCAGGCGGCAAGGAGCAGGCGGCAAGGAGCAGGCGGCAAGGAGCAGGCGGCAAGGAGCAGGCGGCAAGGAGCAGGCGGCAAGGAGCAGGCGGCAAGGAGCAGGCGGCAAGGAGCAGGCGGCAAGGAGCAGGCGGCAAGGAGCAGGCGGCAAGGAGCAGGCGGCAAGGAGCAGGCGGCAAGGAGCAGGCGGCAAGGAGCAGGCGGCAAGGAGCAGGCGGCAAGGAGCAGGCGGCAAGGAGCAGGCGGCAAGGAGCAGGCGGCAAGGAGCAGGCGGCAAGGAGCAGGCGGCAAGGAGCAGGCGGCAAGGAGCAGGCGGCAAGGAGCAGGCGGCAAGGAGCAGGCGGCAAGGAGCAGGCGGCAAGGAGCAGGCGGCAAGGAGCAGGCGGCAAGGAGCAGGCGGCAAGGAGCAGGCGGCAAGGAGCAGGCGGCAAGGAGCAGGCGGCAAGGAGCAGGCGGCAAGGAGCAGGCGGCAAGGAGCAGGCGGCAAGGAGCAGGCGGCAAGGAGCAGGCGGCAAGGAGCAGGCGGCAAGGAGCAGGCGGCAAGGAGCAGGCGGCAAGGAGCAGGCGGCAAGGAGCAGGCGGCAAGGAGCAGGCGGCAAGGAGCAGGCGGCAAGGAGCAGGCGGCAAGGAGCAGGCGGCAAGGAGCAGGCGGCAAGGAGCAGGCGGCAAGGAGCAGGCGGCAAGGAGCAGGCGGCAAGGAGCAGGCGGCAAGGAGCAGGCGGCAAGGAGCAGGCGGCAAGGAGCAGGCGGCAAGGAGCAGGCGGCAAGGAGCAGGCGGCAAGGAGCAGGCGGCAAGGAGCAGGCGGCAAGGAGCAGGCGGCAAGGAGCAGGCGGCAAGGAGCAGGCGGCAAGGAGCAGGCGGCAAGGAGCAGGCGGCAAGGAGCAGGCGGCAAGGAGCAGGCGGCAAGGAGCAGGCGGCAAGGAGCAGGCGGCAAGGAGCAGGCGGCAAGGAGCAGGCGGCAAGGAGCAGGCGGCAAGGAGCAGGCGGCAAGGAGCAGGCGGCAAGGAGCAGGCGGCAAGGAGCAGGCGGCAAGGAGCAGGCGGCAAGGAGCAGGCGGCAAGGAGCAGGCGGCAAGGAGCAGGCGGCAAGGAGCAGGCGGCAAGGAGCAGGCGGCAAGGAGCAGGCGGCAAGGAGCAGGCGGCAAGGAGCAGGCGGCAAGGAGCAGGCGGCAAGGAGCAGGCGGCAAGGAGCAGGCGGCAAGGAGCAGGCGGCAAGGAGCAGGCGGCAAGGAGCAGGCGGCAAGGAGCAGGCGGCAAGGAGCAGGCGGCAAGGAGCAGGCGGCAAGGAGCAGGCGGCAAGGAGCAGGCGGCAAGGAGCAGGCGGCAAGGAGCAGGCGGCAAGGAGCAGGCGGCAAGGAGCAGGCGGCAAGGAGCAGGCGGCAAGGAGCAGGCGGCAAGGAGCAGGCGGCAAGGAGCAGGCGGCAAGGAGCAGGCGGCAAGGAGCAGGCGGCAAGGAGCAGGCGGCAAGGAGCAGGCGGCAAGGAGCAGGCGGCAAGGAGCAGGCGGCAAGGAGCAGGCGGCAAGGAGCAGGCGGCAAGGAGCAGGCGGCAAGGAGCAGGCGGCAAGGAGCAGGCGGCAAGGAGCAGGCGGCAAGGAGCAGGCGGCAAGGAGCAGGCGGCAAGGAGCAGGCGGCAAGGAGCAGGCGGCAAGGAGCAGGCGGCAAGGAGCAGGCGGCAAGGAGCAGGCGGCAAGGAGCAGGCGGCAAGGAGCAGGCGGCAAGGAGCAGGCGGCAAGGAGCAGGCGGCAAGGAGCAGGCGGCAAGGAGCAGGCGGCAAGGAGCAGGCGGCAAGGAGCAGGCGGCAAGGAGCAGGCGGCAAGGAGCAGGCGGCAAGGAGCAGGCGGCAAGGAGCAGGCGGCAAGGAGCAGGCGGCAAGGAGCAGGCGGCAAGGAGCAGACGGCAAGGAGCAGACGGCAAGGAGCAGACGGCAAGGAGCAGACGGCAAGGAGCAGACGGCAAGGAGCAGACGGCAAGGAGCAGACGGCAAGGAGCAGACGGCAAGGAGCAGACGGCAAGGAGCAGACGGCAAGGAGCAGACGGCAAGGAGCAGACGGCAAGGAGCAGACGGCAAGGAGCAGACGGCAAGGAGCAGACGGCAAGGAGCAGACGGCAAGGAGCAGACGGCAAGGAGCAGACGGCAAGGAGCAGACGGCAAGGAGCAGACGGCAAGGAGCAGACGGCAAGGAGCAGACGGCAAGGAGCAGACGGCAAGGAGCAGACGGCAAGGAGCAGACGGCAAGGAGCAGACGGCAAGGAGCAGACGGCAAGGAGCAGACGGCAAGGAGCAGACGGCAAGGAGCAGACGGCAAGGAGCAGACGGCAAGGAGCAGACGGCAAGGAGCAGACGGCAAGGAGCAGACGGCAAGGAGCAGACGGCAAGGAGCAGACGGCAAGGAGCAGACGGCAAGGAGCAGACGGCAAGGAGCAGACGUGAGAGCGGGGCGGCGCGAGAGGGAGAGCGGGGCGGCGCGAGAGGGAGAGCGGGGCGGCGCGAGAGGGAGAGCGGGGCGGCGCGAGAGGGAGAGCGGGGCGGCGCGAGAGGGAGAGCGGGGCGGCGCGAGAGGGAGAGCGGGGCGGCGCGAGAGGGAGAGCGGGGCGGCGCGAGAGGGAGAGCGGGGCGGCGCGAGAGGGAGAGCGGGGCGGCGCGAGAGGGAGAGCGGGGCGGCGCGAGAGGGAGAGCGGGGCGGCGCGAGAGGGAGAGCGGGGCGGCGCGAGAGGGAGAGCGGGGCGGCGCGAGAGGGAGAGCGGGGCGGCGCGAGAGGGAGAGCGGGGCGGCGCGAGAGGGAGAGCGGGGCGGCGCGAGAGGGAGAGCGGGGCGGCGCGAGAGGGAGAGCGGGGCGGCGCGAGAGGGAGAGCGGGGCGGCGCGAGAGGGAGAGCGGGGCGGCGCGAGAGGGAGAGCGGGGCGGCGCGAGAGGGAGAGCGGGGCGGCGCGAGAGGGAGAGCGGGGCGGCGCGAGAGGGAGAGCGGGGCGGCGCGAGAGGGAGAGCGGGGCGGCGCGAGAGGGAGAGCGGGGCGGCGCGAGAGGGAGAGCGGGGCGGCGCGAGAGGGAGAGCGGGGCGGCGCGAGAGGGAGAGCGGGGCGGCGCGAGAGGGAGAGCGGGGCGGCGCGAGAGGGAGAGCGGGGCGGCGCGAGAGGGAGAGCGGGGCGGCGCGAGAGGGAGAGCGGGGCGGCGCGAGAGGGAGAGCGGGGCGGCGCGAGAGGGAGAGCGGGGCGGCGCGAGAGGGAGAGCGGGGCGGCGCGAGAGGGAGAGCGGGGCGGCGCGAGAGGGAGAGCGGGGCGGCGCGAGAGGGAGAGCGGGGCGGCGCGAGAGGGAGAGCGGGGCGGCGCGAGAGGGAGAGCGGGGCGGCGCGAGAGGGAGAGCGGGGCGGCGCGAGAGGGAGAGGGAGAGAUGAGAGCGGGGCGGCGCGAGAGGGAGAGCGGGGCGGCGCGAGAGGGAGAGCGGGGCGGCGCGAGAGGGAGAGCGGGGCGGCGCGAGAGGGAGAGCGGGGCGGCGCGAGAGGGAGAGCGGGGCGGCGCGAGAGGGAGAGCGGGGCGGCGCGAGAGGGAGAGCGGGGCGGCGCGAGAGGGAGAGCGGGGCGGCGCGAGAGGGAGAGCGGGGCGGCGCGAGAGGGAGAGCGGGGCGGCGCGAGAGGGAGAGCGGGGCGGCGCGAGAGGGAGAGCGGGGCGGCGCGAGAGGGAGAGCGGGGCGGCGCGAGAGGGAGAGCGGGGCGGCGCGAGAGGGAGAGCGGGGCGGCGCGAGAGGGAGAGCGGGGCGGCGCGAGAGGGAGAGCGGGGCGGCGCGAGAGGGAGAGCGGGGCGGCGCGAGAGGGAGAGCGGGGCGGCGCGAGAGGGAGAGCGGGGCGGCGCGAGAGGGAGAGCGGGGCGGCGCGAGAGGGAGAGCGGGGCGGCGCGAGAGGGAGAGCGGGGCGGCGCGAGAGGGAGAGCGGGGCGGCGCGAGAGGGAGAGCGGGGCGGCGCGAGAGGGAGAGCGGGGCGGCGCGAGAGGGAGAGCGGGGCGGCGCGAGAGGGAGAGCGGGGCGGCGCGAGAGGGAGAGCGGGGCGGCGCGAGAGGGAGAGCGGGGCGGCGCGAGAGGGAGAGCGGGGCGGCGCGAGAGGGAGAGCGGGGCGGCGCGAGAGGGAGAGCGGGGCGGCGCGAGAGGGAGAGCGGGGCGGCGCGAGAGGGAGAGCGGGGCGGCGCGAGAGGGAGAGCGGGGCGGCGCGAGAGGGAGAGCGGGGCGGCGCGAGAGGGAGAGCGGGGCGGCGCGAGAGGGAGAGCGGGGCGGCGCGAGAGGGAGAGCGGGGCGGCGCGAGAGGGAGAGCGGGGCGGCGCGAGAGGGAGAGCGGGGCGGCGCGAGAGGGAGAGCGGGGCGGCGCGAGAGGGAGAGGGAGAGAGUCAACUAACUUAG